Molecule: messenger RNA, 984 nt
Organism: Pocillopora verrucosa
Lineage: Eukaryota; Metazoa; Cnidaria; Anthozoa; Scleractinia; Pocilloporidae
Source: RefSeq, a predicted model, not a curated record
AAAAGAAUUGGGCGGAGAGCGACUUGGAAAGAAUAUCACAUCACUGAUAUGGUAAAUAUCAUUGUUAAUGAUGACCAGCUGGUCAAGAAACUGAUAUUUUGCAAUACUAAGAAAGCAAGCAACACUGAAGCUUAUGAGAUGGUGCGGAAACGGCUGAACGUCGAAUACAAUAAGACCACCGGGAAUGAUUUUCCUUUCCAAGUGCAACAAAUGAGAAAUAAAUUUAAGUCAUGCAUUAGUACGUGUAAGCAGAUCUGCAUGACAAUGAAAACUGCUUCAGGUAUUGAAAGGUUUAUUGAAGAACGGGGAUAUGGUAAAUGGUUUGACCUUCUUUAUGUACUUGUUAAAACUAGAGAUUCAUGUCAACGAGAAAAUGCAUGUGGACCAUCUGUACAUAUUGGAAAUGUAGACAAGCAAGAUACCAGCAAGAAUGAUCAAGAAGUUGAUGGUGAUGAUGAUGACUGUGCAAGCACUUCAUCCAGCCUUAUGGAUAGCAGUGGAGAAGUCUCAUCCAAGGGUAAACGUUUCUUGCCAAAGAAACCUGCCUCUAAAAGAGCUAAAACUGAGCAGAUGGCAAAAGCUGUUGAACUACUUCAAAGUACUAUUGAGAAUGAUCCCACCAAAGAACUUUUGCAAAUUUUAAGGGAAGAUAUGAAGCAGUCUAGAGAACAGGAAAUGAGGUACUUCCAGUUGAUGUGUGGCCUACUAACACCCAACAGCAAUCCAAACAUGCAACCCCAUGGUAAUUUCCAUCCUUAUAGCAGUUCUUAUUCUGAUGAUUUUCAUCAUCAAAGCCAUAAUUUUUCACAACAAUCUGUGUCCAAUCCCAGAGCUAGCAGCAGUCACCCAAGUACCCCAUCCUUUGGGUACACACCAUUGAUGUCAUCUGCUCCAAAAAAUGAUGAGCAGUCUCUCUUACAUCACGUUCAGUCAACUAUGACUUCACAAGGACAAUCUGGUGUUUCACAGUUGUACCAAUUUUGA